Lathyrus oleraceus (garden pea) is the source of this 1282-nucleotide messenger RNA. RefSeq lists its product as uncharacterized. The record is from RefSeq and is a predicted model, not a curated record. The transcript has 8 exons. Bases 118 to 1152 code for a protein of 344 amino acids. Lineage: Eukaryota; Viridiplantae; Streptophyta; Magnoliopsida; Fabales; Fabaceae. Gene Ontology annotation, molecular function: transcription corepressor activity. Gene Ontology annotation, biological process: DNA-templated transcription.
UUUCUGAUAAUUGUACGAAGGAAUAUCUUUUUUCAAAUAUUUGAUGAAUGUAUACCAUAUUAUGCAGGCAAACCAAGAUCCACAAUAUUGGGGCAACUCUUGUUGGUGUUGAUAAAUAUGGUAACAAGUAUUACGAGAAAACUGAAAACACACAGUAUGGUUAAGUUUUCGGAGCUCACUAUUGACACUUUUAGGAUGCUUCAAUGUUUGGAGUGGGAACCUAGUGGCUCGUUUUAUCAAUCUAGUGGCUCAAAACUUAGUCAGAAUGGGGCAACUGGGACUGGUCGUAUCAGUUACUUACAAGAUAUUGCUGAUCCUACGUUACCGGCAAACCCAUGGAAAGCUAUAUUAUACCGUCCUUCACUGACACAUUUCAUAGCUGUUCUUGCCACAAUUUGUGAGGAGCUUCCAUUGGAUGGUAUUCUCCUUGUAUAUUUGUCAGCUUCAGGAGCAGGAUCUAGUGGGGCAGGACAUAAUGAAUCUGGUUGUUUAAACUUUGGUUCCCGUGGAGAUAAAGGAUCGAACUGCAUAUAUCCAUCUGACUUUCUACCGUUUACUAGAAGACCACUUCUUUUAGUCAUUGAUAAUGACAACAGCAAUGCUUUUAAGGUCAUAGCAGAGGCAAGUAAAGGAGAGUCAGUGGCAAUGCUCCUUUCUCCAAGCCGUUUGCCUCCUAUUGCGUCUGAUUUCUCACAUACCUCAAAUGGGAGCUUAUUCACCAUGUUUCUUACAGCUCCUCUGCAAGCUUUCUGUCUGCUGCUAGGAUUUUCAGGCACUGAUAUUGAUUUGGACUUGUACAAUAAAGCUGAAAUGCUGCUCUCGUCAUCAUUAAAUAACUGGGGAUUGGCAUUGGCAUCAUCAGACACGCUUGAUCCAGUUUGGGGACAGGUUUUAGGCGAUCCCUUCAUAAGGAGACUUCUUUUGAGAUUCAUUUUUUGCCAGACAGUGUUGACCUUGUAUGCACCAGUCUACAACAAAAACGAAUUUCUUCCAACAUGUGUCCCUUCUCUUCCAAAACCUGUCCUGUCCCCGAGCUACUCGUAUCAAAGUGUAAUUCUGCAUCUAGCCAGCAUUUUUAGUGCAACUAAGUACUUCAUAUUUUCUGAGGAUGUUUCUCCUGAAACUGUAUCUACAAAUGUGGAUCAGUUGUGAAUUGUUAGAUUUGAAGCAACAGAGGAUCCAAUUUUCUAGAUAAGCAAGAACUUCACUUCAGAAGCACAUAAUGUAUAUAGCAACCGAAAACUGAUUUCUAUCAACAUGUGUCAAGAUGCUCCAAUUUGCA